Cynara cardunculus var. scolymus (artichoke) is the source of this 882-nucleotide messenger RNA. RefSeq lists its product as uncharacterized. The record is from RefSeq and is a predicted model, not a curated record. Gene Ontology annotation, molecular function: zinc ion binding; nucleic acid binding. Bases 1 to 882 code for a protein of 293 amino acids. Lineage: Eukaryota; Viridiplantae; Streptophyta; Magnoliopsida; Asterales; Asteraceae. The transcript has a single exon.
AUGAAGCAAUUUGAUACAACUGUGAUGGAACACGCCUUCCAAACACAGUCCUCCUGGGAUGCAAGCACAAGUGCAAGGCAAAGACCAAUGGAGACAAACAGAGAAGAACAAGGCUAUGCAGUCUCCAAAAAUAAAGGAAAUGGUAAACCAUUUUCUCCAAUAAAAUGUUUUUAUUGUGACAAGUUAGGACAUACUAUUAAAUUUUGUAGAAAAAGGUUAGCAGAAGAAAAUAAAACAUCUAAUUUUAUGCAUAAGGAGGACAGUCACAAUGAUGAUACAAUGUUCAUGAUGCUUAGCAUACAAGAACCCAAUCUUAGGAACCUUUGGUAUUUGGAAAGUGGUUGUAGUAAUCACAUGAUAGGAAAUAGAGAAUUGUUCCUGAAUUUAGAAGAAUCAGAAAAAAAGGAUGUCAAAAUAGGAGAUGAUAAGAAAUUGAGUGUACAUGGGAGUGGAGAUAUAGCUAUUAAGAUCAAUGACAAAGACAAGAAGAUAUCAAAUGUUUUUUUCGUGCCUGGUCUUAAACACAAUCUGUUAGGCGUAGGACAAGUCAUUCAAAAAGGUUAUGGCUUACAAUUUAAGGAUAGAUUGUGUGAGAUUACAGAUUCAAAUAAUUUCGUAAUUAGAAGAGUUGCCAUGACCACCAACAUGAUGUUUCCUAUUAAAUUUAAUGAUGAUACCUUCUUCUCCUUAUCUGUCAGCACCAAAGAAAUCUGUUUAUUAUGGCAUAAAAGGUUUGGACAUGUGAAUCUCAAUACCUUGUCCCACAUGCACAAGAAUGAUUUUGUGAAAGGAUUACCAUUUGUUGCUCCUCUUUCUCAAAUAUGUGAGGGUUGUGCUCUUGGUAAACAGUCCAGGGAAUCAUUUCCUGAUGAUAAGGCAUGA